Messenger RNA from Delphinapterus leucas (beluga whale), 1848 nucleotides. NCBI's taxonomy places the organism in Eukaryota, Metazoa, Chordata, Mammalia, Artiodactyla, Monodontidae. The record is from RefSeq and is a predicted model, not a curated record.
ACUGGGCUCACUGGGGCAGUGAACAUGGCCAAGGGCACCGUCCAGACGGGCGUGGACACCACCAAGACAGUCCUCACAGGCACCAAAGAUGCAGUGUCCGCUGGGCUCACUGGGGCAGUGAACAUGGCCAAGGGCACCGUCCAAACGGGCAUGGACACCACCAAGACUGUCCUGACAGGCACCAAAGAUGCAAUGUCCACUGGGCUCACUGGAGCAAUGGGCGUGGCCAAAGGAACCAUCCAGAUGAGUGUGGACACCACCAGGACUGUCCUCACAGGCACCAAAGAUGCAGUGUCCACUGGGCUCACUGGGUCAGUGAACAUGGCCAAGGGCACCAUCCAAACUGGCAUGGACACCACCAAGACCGUCCUAACAGGCACCAAAGAUGCAGUGUCCACUGGGCUCACUGGAGCAAUGGGCGUGGCCAAAGGAACCGUCCAGAUGGGCGUGGACACCACCAAGACCGUCCUGACAGGCACCAAAGAUGCAAUGUCCGCUGGGCUCACUGGAGCAAUGGGUGUGGCCAAAGGAACCGUCCAGACGGGCGUGGACACCACCAAGACCGUCCUGACAGGCACCAAAGAUGCAGUGUCCACUGGGCUCACUGGGGCAGUGAACAUGGCCAAGGGCACUGCCCAGACUGGCAUGGACACCACCAAGACUGUCCUGAUAGGCACCAAAGAUGCAGUGUCCACUGGGCUCACUGGAGCAAUGGGUGUGGCCAAGGGGGCCGUCCAGACGGGCGUGGACACCACCAAGACUGUCCUAACAGGCACCAAAGAUGCAAUGUCCGCUGGACUCACUGGGGCAGUGAACAUGGCCAAGGGCACUGUCCAAACUGGCAUGGAUACCACCAAGACCGUCCUCACAGGCACCAAAGAUGCAGUGUCCACUGGGCUCACUGGGGCAGUGAACAUGGCUAAGGGCACCGUCCAAACUGGCAUGGACACCACCAAGACCGUCCUGAUAGGCUCCAAAGAUGCAGUGUCUGCUGGCCUCACUGGAGCAAUGGGUGUGGCCAAGGGGGCCGUCCAGAUGGGCAUGGACACCACCAAGACUGUCCUAACAGGCACCAAAGAUGCAGUGUCCACUGGGCUCACUGGGGCAGUGAACAUGGCCAAGGGCACCGUCCAGACGGGCGUGGACACCACCAAGACCGUCCUCACAGGCACCAAAGAUGCAAUGUCCGCUGGACUCCAUGGGGCAAUGGGUGUGGCCAAAGGAACCGUCCAGAUGGGCGUGGACACCACCAAGACCGUCCUGACAGGCACCAAAGAUGCAGUGUCCACUGGGCUCACUGGGGCAAUGAACAUGGCCAAGGGCACCGUCCAAACUGGCAUGGACACCACCAAGACCGUCCUCACAGGGACCAAAGAUGCAAUGUCCACUGGACUCACUGGAGCAAUGGGUGUGGCCAAAGGAACCGUCCAGAUGGGCGUGGACACCACCAAGACCGUCCUGACAGGCACCAAAGAUGCAGUGUCCACUGGGCUCACUGGGGCAGUGAACAUGGCCAAGGGCACCGUCCAGAUGGGCGUGGACACCACCAAGACUGUCCUCACAGGCACCAAAGAUGCACUGUCCACUGGACUCCAUGGGGCAAUGGGUGUGGCCAAAGGAACCGUCCAGAUGGGCAUGGACACCACCAAGACCGUCCUCACAGGCACCAAAGAUGCAAUGUCCGCUGGACUCACUGGGGCAAUGGGCGUGGCCAAAGGAACCGUCCAGACCGGCGUCGACACCACCAAGACCGUCCUGACAGGCACCAAAGAUGCAGUGUCCACUGGGCUCACUGGAGCAAUGGGUAUGGCCAAAGGAACCGUCCAGAUGGGCGUGGACACCACCAAG